Messenger RNA from Hemibagrus wyckioides, 728 nucleotides. Its product is annotated as BOLA class I histocompatibility antigen, alpha chain BL3-6-like. The record is from RefSeq and is a predicted model, not a curated record. Lineage: Eukaryota; Metazoa; Chordata; Actinopteri; Siluriformes; Bagridae. Gene Ontology annotation, biological process: immune response. Gene Ontology annotation, cellular component: external side of plasma membrane. The coding region runs from base 1 to 594 and encodes 197 amino acids. The transcript has 3 exons.
AUGUUCGGCUGUGAGCUCCAUGAUGACAACACCACCAGAGGAUACACACAGUACGGGUAUGAUGGAGAAGAUUUCAUCAGUCUGGAUCUGGAAAAUCUCACCUACACUGCAGCUAAACCUCAAGCUGUGAUCACCAAGAACAUGUGGGAUCCUGUAAAACAGUGGACUAGUUACAUGAAGAACUACCUGGAGAACAUCUGUAUCGGGUGGUUAAAGAAGUACGUGUCUUAUGGCAGAGAGACUCUGGAGAGGAAAGGUAAUAAUGUUUUAAUAUUUCUGUCUCUGUGUGUCUCUGCAGAUCCUCCUACAGCAUCAGUGAUCCAGAAACACUCGCCUUCUCCAGAGGUGGUGUGUCACGCUACAGGUUUCUUCCCCAAAGAGGUGAUGAUCUCCUGGAGGAAGGACGGAGAGGACGUGAACGAGGACGUGGAGCUCAGAGAGACGUUACCCAACCAGGAUGGAAGCUUCCAGAAGAGAAGCAUUCUGAAAGUCCCAGCUGAGGAUCUGCAGAAACACACCUACACCUGCGUGAUUCAGCACAGCAGCUUGAAGGAGGAGUUAGUGCUGAAUGUGAGGAACGAGAAUGGUAGAUAAACACUUUCCUAUAAAACUACAGAUUUUUAGUGAAAACUGAUUUACUGAUGCAGCAGAUAAUAAAGACUCCCUGCUUAUUUUACAGGUAGAAGACGGAUUGUCAUCAUCGUUUGGACAGUCGUCUUUCUCGUUGC